AUGGGUCUGGACAGCCAGGGUAACAUGGUUUUCACUGUGGUGAAGCCCGUUAUGAGCAUUUUUCAGGUGUCUUCAGAGCAAGGUAACCUAUCACCAGGAGGGAUGGGAAUGCAGGGUUUAUCUGAAAACGCAUUAGUCCCUUCUCAGGCACAGGGUCAGGCUCCGUUAGACCAGAACCAGGUUGAAAUGCUGAACAUUCAGCAUCAGAUGCAGGGAUCUGCCCCGCUCCAGACGGAGCUCGUGCCCCAGCAUCAAGAGCUGCCACCAGACUUGCACGCAAACUCAGAACCCACCACCGAGAUGCCAUUUGCAGAGGUGUCGUCCCUCCUGGACCCCAACAUGAAAGGAUCCAAGGCUCGGAAAUAUCUAAUCUCUUAUGAUGAAAUUAAACGGCGCCUGCAGCCCCCAGAGAAGAUGUCCCUCCGGUCCCUGGCAGCGUACACCCGGGUCAGCAGAGGCCCAGCCAGCAAGAAAACACUUCUGGAGUCGCUGAAUGUCCUCGGCCUCACGCCAAGCACGACUACCUCCGUGUCGUCCUCGUUCUCCAAACUCACUGAAGGUGACACCAGAGCUCUGUGUGAAGAUAUGAACGAUUUUGCACAUGAUUACAUUGACUAUGGCAACAUGGCGAAACAGCUUAUCCCCGAGACAAAUACCGUCCAACACUGGUCCAAAAUGAUUGAAACGAAGAACCAUCUUGAAGAUAUGCGAAAGUGUUUCAAGGACCCAGUCAACAGUGGUGCGUUCGACAAUGUCACUCAUGGUCUCGGCCUUGGCAUGUUGGAUGUCGCUCUGGACAUGGUUACCAUGGUAAUCGAGCAGCAGAUUCGCAUCCUGUCCGGGGCAGCGGCAUCGGACCCAACCGACUCGGGGCUCCCUAUGCGUCGCAUCCGCAGGCGCCACCGCAAAACCCGCUCUUGCGACAACGAGAAGUCCCACAAGUUGUGUGGAGGGAUGAACGAGCAAGGCAAGAUGUUGAUAAAAAGCAAGGAUCGAGCCCGAGCCAAAAAGAAGAUGAGACAGGAGUCUGAACCCUCUGGUCCCGUCGAGACCCAAACGGAGCAGGGCAAACCAGAUAAUGUGGAUAAUGUCCUGACGCUUGUCUCUGUGGGCUACGAUGCUGUUUCUAGUGGUCUGAGUGCAACAGGAACUGUUUGA
This is a messenger RNA of Nematolebias whitei (Rio pearlfish), 1158 nucleotides long. RefSeq lists its product as uncharacterized. The record is from RefSeq and is a predicted model, not a curated record. The transcript has 4 exons. NCBI's taxonomy places the organism in Eukaryota, Metazoa, Chordata, Actinopteri, Cyprinodontiformes, Rivulidae. The coding region runs from base 1 to 1158 and encodes 385 amino acids.